Molecule: messenger RNA, 3316 nt
Organism: Octopus sinensis (East Asian common octopus)
Lineage: Eukaryota; Metazoa; Mollusca; Cephalopoda; Octopoda; Octopodidae
Exons: 11
Coding region: 462-2036 (524 amino acids)
Source: RefSeq, a predicted model, not a curated record
UGGUGCAUUCAUUGUAAAACUCUGCUUUUUUUUUUUAAUAAUUGAACUUCCUCUCUUGAAGGUCUGAAAACUUAAAGUAAUUCGUCGAUUAAUUUCCUAUUUGUAUUGUUGUAAUUGACUAAAGUAAUUUAUUUUAAGGGCUAUUUUAAAAUUCUACUUUAAGUGGCAAUUUUAUUUCUCAGUUUCUUUCAUUCCCCAUUCCCAAAUUUGCUUUUCAAUUAGUUACCGUUGUAACUACCUAAUUAUUUCCCCUUUGUUAAUUUGGUUGCUAGUGACCACUAGAGUGCGAUGUCACAUUGUUAUUACAACAUGUCAGCGCUUUAACACUGAUUUAAGAUUAAUUCCUCUGUGUAAUAUAUUCAUAUUUAUUAUGAAAUGAUGUUCUGUUACAACACUUCUAACGUCGAUACACCCUGUGAAUAAGCACACAUCUCUUCGUAGCAAGUACUAUUAAUGAAUAUAUGGCAACGGCCGAUUAUGUCUCUUCAACAGAUAAAACAAAACACAUUUCUAAAUUGACUUCAGUUCUUGAAUACAUUUUACAGUAUGUUGAAGGUAAAAAGGAAGAAUUGGAGAGUCGGUCUAUUGAAAACAAGAAAUUAUUUAAGAAAGCGUAUCUAAGUCAUAAAGGAGAAUGUGAGGUGAAGAGAAACGAAACUAUUGCUGAUAAAAAUGUUGUGGAUAAAAACCAAACAAACAAUGCUUUAGCACUUCCUGACCAAGCUGAUGUCUGUUCUUUGACUGAAGAACAGUUGGCUGAAAUUGAACUAAUUGACCGGGUGCUCAAGAAGGCUGAUAUAACAUGGAGAAAGCAUAAACCAAUUUCUCAAAGCAUAGAAGACAAUGAAUCUCUUUCUAAAGAAUGGAAACAAAUUCUUGACUCAGAAAAGAUACAGACUGAUACGACAAAAGUCAGUUCCAAUACUGAAGACAGCCUGAAGAAUUCAGAUAUUGGAGUAAUCUCUGAAGCUGCUUUGAUUCGAGUUCUCAAAGAAGUGGAUAUUCCAAAAGCCAAACCAGUGUCUUAUAGAAUUCCACAAAAGGCUGCUCCCAGAAAGAAUCCUCAAAUAGUAGUGAAAGCAAAGCAAGUAUCAAACACGAAACCCUCUUCAGUGUCAAAGACAUUGGUGAAGAAAGAUAGCAAGUCUAAAAACAUCGAGAAAGACCACUCAACAAAGAUCUUAGAUAAAGCUGAAAAGAAUUGUCAAAAUUCUCAGACUGAUUUGAUUCCUUGUUCCAAAGAACAGGUCACGGUUUCUUCAAAAGAUCAAACAAGUAGAGGUAAUGAUGACCAUCCCACAGUCAGGUCCUGUUUUACAGUGCCGACAAAUAUCAAAUCACUUUGGAAAGAAAAAUAUUCUUUAAGGCAGAAAAUUCGGAAGCUGUCACAGAAUUCCUCUCCUGCUGAUUCCUUCUGCACUUUACUGGAAACGGAGAUUGAGUCCUCUUUCCCGUGUGGCAAGCUUCAAGUUCAGUUACUUUCAAAACAGUAUGAUGACCUCAAUAAACUACUGCAGACUCUGGACUAUGUUUGUGUUUCCGAUAUCUCUAGUCCUAAAGAUAUUUUGCGUGUGAAGGUAUACAUUACACACGUAAUUGUAAAAACACUGGAGCUCAAUCAACAGACAGAAAAACUUCUCAGAGAAGCUCAGUAUUCUCAGCAAGCACAAGGUAAUACACCUGCCAAGAUGCAACACAAAUCAUUUAUUUCCAAAUCAGAAAUUCCUUUUGAGGUUUGGCUUCCACCUUAUCUUUACCAAUCAUCUGAAGAAAAUUGGAAGAAACUGUCUCUGAAUCUCUGCUAUUCAAGUGUCACAGAACUAAACAAGUAUUGGCAACUGACCCAUCAGCUACAGCUAAAAAUAUUGUCCGGUCAUCUUUUGGAGUUGUUUGCUAAUAGCUUGAUGUCUCUGCUGACAUCAUCUGACAUACCAAAAAGUGACAAAGUGAUUAUCUUCCGAGUACUUCAAGGUAUUUUGUGGCACAAUGGAGAGCAGUUUCCCAUAUUACUUAAACCCAGAAGUUCCACUAGUUAACAGUUGUCACCUACCAAUUGCUCUUCUGGAAGAGCAAUGAAUUAUAUCCAAACUUGGGAGAAAAGCUCUUUGGAGUAAGUCAACUUUUACUCACAUCUGAUGGAAAUGAAGAAGAAAACUUCAGAGUAGAAGACUUGAGUAUGGCUUUUCAUAAAAUGAUAGCACAAUUGAUGAAAAACAUUAGUGUGACUGACUUUUCAUGAAUUCUAUCACUUAAGUGUGGUUUUCUGGUGGAGGGAAGGGUCACCCAUAUUUAACUUGCUGUUAAUAGGACAUGUAGCUUUCUAUGAACAGGAAGAUGUGUGUGAUUUUUCAUUAACAAGGGAAAAUCCCUGAUUCAGAGAGAUCUCUAUCAAUAGCAGUGGAAGGUAAGGUGAGCAUUCCUGUGUAUUUAUGUUGGUAUUUUGACUGUGGUGAGUGCUGAAGAUAUUGCUGAGAGGUUUUCUUUUGGUGUGGGUUUUGUAUCAGGGCUUGUUGGUCUUGGUAGUGGUGAUGAUGCUGCUACUUCUGUAUUUGUUGCUUUGGGUUUUGCUGUUGUGUUUGAGGUGUUGGCAUUGAAGGCGCUUCUUCCUUUCGAUCUUUGUUCUGGGAAGAAAACCCUUUAAAUGCUUAAAGGUACCACAUAAUGUACAAAUUUGAUGUAUUUUCAUGUAUGUGAAUUAAGAAAUAAUGAAAUUGUCAAAAGAUGAGAAGUGAAAAAUCUUGCGUAAAUGUAGGACACAGCUUUUGGCUACAACAAGAAUAAUCUCUAUAGAGAGCUGAAUGCCGGGCUUUCUGUAAGCUGACUAAAAAAUUCUAGAACAUUCCAUAAAACCUUUACAUGUGAAAAUUAAGCUUUGCUUUUUUGUCUGUCAAAAACUGGCAUCAAAGAUUGGCUAUCAAAUAUAAUUGGUUGGUAUUAUAAUAGAGUCCAGGGAUAUAGUCAAAAUUAAUUCCACUUGACAUUAUCAAAUAUUGUAAUAUUGAUCACUAAUGGUAAUUAUUUCUGGUCAACAUUAUCAAAUAUAAUAAUAUUAUUCACCAACAGUUUUGACUUUUAAACUUACAACAUUCCAGGUUUGAAUUCAAGGAAGUUCUCUCUGCUACUGUAUUGGUAUGAAUUCUUCCUAGAAGCAUGUAUUUGUGUCUCUUUUCUUAGUUUCCUCUUCCUUAAGGCAUAAGGCUACAACCAUUUAAUGACCUUCCUCUCUUCACAUUCCAUAUCAAAGCACUAACAUCUUUCAAACACUUCUUGGCCUUUAUCAGGACUGGAUUGUCUACUUUUAAGGUUUUUUUUUAAU